Molecule: messenger RNA, 660 nt
Organism: Penicillium brevicompactum
Lineage: Eukaryota; Fungi; Ascomycota; Eurotiomycetes; Eurotiales; Aspergillaceae
Product: class I SAM-dependent DNA methyltransferase
Exons: 1
Coding region: 1-660 (219 amino acids)
Source: RefSeq, a predicted model, not a curated record
AUGUUGGCCCCAAACACAUCGAAUGAGCUCUACCUAGGACAGGCCCGGGCCAGUGGCAGCACAAAAGACUGCAUGGCCCUCUACGACCGAUGGGCCGAAACCUACGACGAGGAAGUCACCGACGAAGCACAGAACUAUGUCGCCCCAGUACUCGUCGCCCAAGCCGCCAUCAGAUACGGACUGUCCAAAGGCACCACAGACAGCGUUGUCCUAGACGCCGGCUGUGGAACAGGCCUCGUGGGCGUGGCGCUCGGAGCCACGAAAGCAAAGGCAAUUGAUGGAAUCGAUCUAUCACUGCCAAUGCUUGCCGUCGCCCGGAAGACCGGCGUCUAUCGGGACCUCUCGGUAGCGGAUAUGAACGCACCGAUUGCCAAAGCCGACGAGACAUAUGAUGUUGUGUCUUGCGUUGGCACAUUCACACUCGGCCACGUUGGUCCGAAUCCCGCAUUGCGAGAGCUCAUCCGCGUCACCAAGACAAAGGGUAUCGUGGUUUCAACAAUCCUUGAAGAGAUCUGGGUUCCUGGCGGGUUCCAGGCCGAGGUUGAGAAGCUCAAGGCGGAGGGAUUGGUCAAGGUUGUCACCGACGAACUUAUAGACUAUGUAAAAGGGCAUGGCGACAAGGCCGUGCUACUUAUCCUAGAGAAGAUCGAGAGGAUCUGA